CAAGGUCAAAUGAUACACCCACACACCCACGUGGAGUGAAAGACAAGUAAACAAAAGAUGUCCCUUUGUAUGGUUUACCGAGUGUUUGCGAGACCUCCAGCACUGUACUACUACAGUCGACUGCUCUCCACUGGCUCGGCUGCUCUACCAGAACAGAGCCAGGAUAAACUGCAGCUGUUUGGCAAGCUAUACGACAAGGACCCAGUGACUAAUGUCACCCCUCACAUCCUCCGCCAUGUUGGGCGUAACCUGCAUAGGGUGUCAAAGCAUCCGUUGUGCAUCAUCAAAGAGCGUGUUGUACAUCACUUCCACACGACGUAUGUCAACAGAGUUGGCAAUGCAUUGUAUGCUCAUUUUGACGAUGUUCCACCAGUCGUUUCAACAGAACAAAAUUUCGACAGUUUAUUAGUUGCCCCAGAUCAUGUUACGCGUAGCAAGAAAGAUAAUUACUAUAUCAACAGGGACACACUCCUGCGAGCCCACACCUCUGCCCACCAACGAGAUUUCAUCAAGAUGGGAUUUGAUAGGUUCCUAGUGAGCGGUGAUGUGUAUCGGAGGGACACUAUCGACUCUUGUCACUAUCCUGUUUUUCAUCAGAUGGAGGGGGUUCGAUUGUUCACGGGCGACGAAUUAUUCCGUAAUGAAAAUCUUGGCCUGAAACUGUUUGAGAAAGAUUCUGAAGAGACUGGUGAGAAACAGAGGGGCCACUCUAUCGAUGCUGUGAAGAUGAUGGAGAUCAACUUGAAAGAGACGCUCGAUAAUCUAAUGAGGAGUUUGUUUGGUACUGAUAUUCAGACUCGUUGGAAUGCGUGUUAUUUUCCUUUCACACAUCCGUCAUUUGAAUUGGAGAUCAAGUUUCAAGGAGAGUGGCUUGAAGUGCUGGGGUCAGGGGUCAUGAGACAGCCGAUAUUGGACAAAGGUGGAGCCAGUGAUAAAGUGGGAUGGGCCUUUGGUCUUGGUCUGGACCGACUAGCAAUGCUGUUGUUUGGUAUUCCUGAUAUUCGAUUGUUUUGGAGCAAAGAUGAGAGAUUUAUUGAUCAGUUCAAAUCUGUUGGUAUCAGCUUGGACACGAAUGUGCAGUACACACCGUUUAGUGUGUUUCCACCGUCAUACAAAGAUCUGUCGUUUUGGUUGCCCAAGACUGGAUUCAGUGAAAACGAUUUCCACGAGAUUGUGAGGAGUGUGGGCGGUGGACUUGUGGAAGAAGUGGAGCUGGUGGAUGCAUUCACCCACCCACACACUAACAGAGUGAGCCAUUGCUAUAGACUGACCUACAGAGCAAUGGACAGGACAUUCACUAACAGAGAGGUCAACGAAAUUAUGGAAAAACUGAGACAAGAAGUUCAGGACACUUUAGGAGUUAAUGUUAGGUAAUUAUUAUUGUAUAGUGAACAUUGAACAACACUCUAGCUAGCUAGAAUCCUCAUGUUAAUCUUUCUUGUCUUUGGCACUUGUUGAUGUUGGAAUUUUGUACUGUAAUGGGAAAA
This is a messenger RNA of Halichondria panicea, 1487 nucleotides long. RefSeq names its product phenylalanine--tRNA ligase, mitochondrial-like. Gene Ontology annotation, biological process: phenylalanyl-tRNA aminoacylation. Gene Ontology annotation, cellular component: cytoplasm; mitochondrion. Gene Ontology annotation, molecular function: phenylalanine-tRNA ligase activity; ATP binding; tRNA binding. The record is from RefSeq and is a predicted model, not a curated record. Bases 58 to 1374 code for a protein of 438 amino acids. NCBI's taxonomy places the organism in Eukaryota, Metazoa, Porifera, Demospongiae, Suberitida, Halichondriidae. The transcript has a single exon.